This is a messenger RNA of Poecile atricapillus (Black-capped chickadee), 3114 nucleotides long. RefSeq names its product zinc finger protein 775-like. The record is from RefSeq and is a predicted model, not a curated record. Gene Ontology annotation, molecular function: DNA-binding transcription repressor activity, RNA polymerase II-specific. Lineage: Eukaryota; Metazoa; Chordata; Aves; Passeriformes; Paridae. Gene Ontology annotation, biological process: negative regulation of transcription by RNA polymerase II. Bases 23 to 2536 code for a protein of 837 amino acids. The transcript has 6 exons.
CCGGCCGCAGCGCUGCGGGGCCAUGGCGGAGCUCCGGGCUCGCCUCGAGGCGCUGGAGCGGAGGAUGGAGCGGGCGGAGGCGGCGCUCCGGGACCGGCCCCUGGCGGCCCUGCGGCUCCACGGGGUGGUGCUGCAGGACCCGGUGCUGUUCGAGGAUGUGGCAGUGCGGUUCAGCCGGCAGGAGUGGGCAAGCCUGGACGAGGGACAGAAGGAAAUGUACCGGAGCGUCAUGGAAGGCAACUACGAGAUGCUGGUGUCCCUGUACUGUGCCCUGUCCAAGCCUGAGCUGUUAUUACAGCUGGAAAGAGAAGAGCUGAGCACGCCGCCAGAAUCGGAGCCAGAGGCAGCAGAGGUGUCCCCAGAGCUGGCUGUAGAGCCGACCCGACAGAACUGCACCAGUGAUGACACACUGCUGGAGACAGAGACAAUGCAGAGGGGCUGCAGGGAGCCAGAGGAAAGUGGGAAUGUGGCAGAGGAAAGCAAGAACCUGGUGGAGGAAAGCAGGAGCCCAGCAGAGGAAAGCAGGAGCCCAGCAGAGGAAAACAGGAGCCCAGCAGAGGAAAACAGGAGCCCAGCAGAGGAAAACAGGAGCCCGGCAGAGGAAAACAGGAGCCCGGCAGAGGAAAACAGGAGCCCGGCAGAGGAAAACAGGAGCCCAGCAGAGGAAAACAGGAACCCAGCAGAGGAAAACAGGAGGCCAGCAGAGGAAAACAGGAGCCCGGCAAAGGAAAGCAGGAACCUGGCAGAGGAAAGCGGGAACCUGGCAGAGGAAAGCGGGAACCUGGCAGAGGAAAGCGGGAACCUGGCAGAGGAAAGCGGGAACCUGGCAGAGGAAAGCGGGAACCUGGCAGAGGAAAGCGGGAAGCUGAUGGAGGAAAGCAGGAGCCCAGUGGUCACAGAGAACUGCGGCAAACCACCCGUCCCUCUGGAAGCCGCUGCUGUCCUGGCGGAUCUCAGCCAGCUGUCCCCUCCCCGCCCUCUCUCCGUGCCCUGUCAGGAAGCCGUGGGUCAGAACUGUUCUCCCCCUGCAGCAGGAGAUGCUGAGGCGGGGAUCCCAAUGGAGGUGCCGCAGGAGAAGGUUGCUGCAGAGAAGCCAUCAAUGCCCAAAACACCCUCUAAGGGUCCUGAAGAGGAUGAGGGUCCAGAAAAGGAGACUGUGAAAGAUUCAGGGAAUACCGGCCAAGAUCUGGUGGCCAACAUUCCUGAAGAACCAGGAGAGAAGGUGACACCAGAUGUCCACAGAACGACAGAACAGGCAGAUCCCAGCCCUGGGGAGCCAAAGAAGGAUUCCUGCGUGGGCCGGCCGGCGGCCUGUCAGCGAAAUGCCGCCCGGGAGUUUUACUCCUGCCCCAUCUGCAGGAAAACCUUCCUGCUGAAGAUCAACCUCCUGAUCCACCAGCGUGGCCACACCAACUGGGUGCCCUAUGUCUGCGUCCACUGUGACCGCAAGUUCAUGUCCAAGAAGAAAAUCAGGCGGCACCUCCGUGCCUGGGCAGUCAAUGGCACCUGCCAGCCCUCAGAUGCAAAGGUGUGCCCCAGCCAGGGGCCGUGCCCAACGUCCCAGCCCCAAAAAUGGGCACCCAAUGGCUCCUGCCAGCCCUCAGAUGCAAAGGUGUGUCCCAGCCAAGGGCCGUGCCCAGCAUCCCAGUGCCCAACAUCCCAGCCCCAAAACUGGGCACCUAAUGGCUCAUGCCAGCCCUUGGAUGCAAAGGCGUGUCCCAGCCAGGGGACGCCGUGCCCAACAUCCCAACCCCAAGCCUGGGCACCCAAUGGCUCCUGCCAGCCCUCGAAUACAAAGGUGUGUCCCAGCCAGGGGCCAUCCCAACCCCAAGCCUGGGCAGCCAACGGGACUUGCCAGCCCUCGGAUGCGAAGGUGUGUCCCAGCCAGGGGCCGUGCCCAACAUCCCAGUGUCCAACAUCCCAGCCCCCAGCCUGGGCACCCAAUGGCACCUGCCAGCCCUCGGAUGCGAAGGCGUUUCCGAACCAAGGGCUGUGCCCGGCAUUCCUGCCCCAAACCUGGGCAGCCAAUGGCACCUGCCAGGCCUCGAAGCCGGAGGAGUGUCCCAGCCAGACCCUGUGCCCGUCCUCCCAGCCCCAAGCCCCGGGCAGGGACUGUGGCACCGUGUGGCAGGAGCCUGGCCCUGCCAGGUGCUCGCUGUCCUCUGGAAAAAUGAUGUACACAUGCAACGAGUGCCUGGAAACCUUCUCCAGCCAGGUCUUCCUGACGGUGCACCAGCGCCGGCACUCCGGCCACCACCUCAUCCUGUGUCCCUGCUGCAACCGCAGCUUCACCUGGGUCUCGGACUUUGUCCGGCAGCACUGGACGCACAUGGGUGUCCGGCCCCACCAGUGUGGCAUCUGCCAGAAGACCUUCAAGAGGUUCUCCCACCUCAAGGCUCACCAGAGGAUCCACAGGCGGCAGGAACAGUUCACCUGUGCUGACCCGGUGCCCAUGGUGGCGGCACCCGCAGCAGGAGACGGGGUGGGAAACCAGGACGUGACCCCCCAGGGCUGGGGCGCUGCUGUCGGACCUUGAGGUGUCCUCCUGGGAGCGGGAGGCAGCUGUUGGACCUCAGGGUGUACUCCCAGGGAUGGGAUGGUGCUGCUGAAACUUGAGGUGACCUCCCAGAGACUUGAGGUGACCACCCAGGAUGCUGCUGAUGGACUUUGAGGUGAGCUCCUGGACACAGGGUGCUGCUGGUGGACUAUGAGUUGACCUCCCUAGGACAGGAGGCUGCUGUCUGAUCUGGAAGUGAAGAAUGGGAUGCUGCUGAUGGACUUUAAGGUGUCCUCUCAGGAAUAAGUUGCUGCUGUUGAACCUUGAGCUGACCUCCCAGGAACGAAAUGCUGCUACAGGACCUUGAAGUGACUCCCAGGCAUGUAAUGCUGCUACUGGAUCUUGAAGUGACUUGCUGGGGACUGGAAGCCACUGUCAGACCUUCUCCCCUCUCUCCCUCUCCAGAUGAAGGCUGGAGCAUCAACAACAUUUUCUGUCUCCUCUGCCCUGGCGUGGGGAUGGGGGGCACCUUCCUGGCCUGUGUGAGGGGGGUUCCUUGUUCCCAAGCCCUGGUGGGGCAGGUGGGACACUGGGAGUGGGUCCCUUUUCUGGAGAGU